AUUGUUGAAUUGAGGCCCACGAAGUUUCAGAAGCCAAAAAAAAAUUUCCAUGUGAAAAAGGGUCAGACUAACGAAUCUUGUCUCUUCUUAGCUGUCUAGAUUUUCCAUGUUGGUAUAAAUGAGGGACCUGCACUGCCAUUUUGCUCGAGGAGGUAAACCGUCUUUGUUUGCGCGAGUACCUGUGAGUUCUUCUGUUACAGCGUCUCGCUCAAGGUUGGAGGUAAACCAUCUUUGUUUGUGCGAGUACCUGUGAGAUCUUCUGUCAUAGCGUCUUGCUUAAGGUUGGAGGUUGGGGAGAUUGCAGAAAGCAAUCUUCUGAAGAGCGGAACGUGGUUGGCUGUCAGAGCCUCUGAGGGAACCACAAAUGGACACCGAAAUGGGGCAUGUACCGGUUCACAUGGUGUGGGGAGUGUGAGUCUAUGAGCAGUAGCUGCCCAUACGGCAGAAGAGACAAAGCAAACUUUCUUCUUUAACAGGGUACCCUCAAGAUCUCCCCGUUAUUCUUCCAAAUCAUUUGAUCCAUGGAUGCGGUUGAGAUCUCUGCUGAAGCGAAAUGCGAAUGCUUGCUUUUUGACAUGGAUGAUACACUCUACCCCAUGAGUACAGGCCUAAAUGUGGAAUGCCGAAGAAACAUAGAAGAGUACAUGGUGGAGCGUCUUCAUAUGGAAGAGAAAGAAGUGCCAAGGAUGUGCGUAGAACUCUACGAGGAAUAUGGCACAACAAUGGCUGGUCUCAAGGCUUUGGGUUUUGAAUUUGACAAUGAUGACUUUCAUCAGUAUGUUCAUGGCAGACUGCCUUAUGAAAAUCUUAAACCAGACCCUGUUUUGAAGACCUUGCUGCUUUCAAUGCCACAGCGCAAAAUGAUUUUCACCAAUGCAGAUAAAGCCCAUGCUGCAAGAGUUCUUCGUAGGUUAGGACUAGAAGGCUGUUUUGACAGAAUCAUAUGCUUCGAAACACUUAAUCCUUCUGAAAUUCAGGCUGCUUCAGACAGUUCUUUCCUCCUUGAAAAUGAAAAAAACUGUGCCCAUUCAGACGAUUCAUCAGCAUCUGAAAGCAUUGAAUCAACUAAAAGAAGAUGCCCACGCAUACUUUGUAAACCAUCCAUAGAAGCAUUCCAGGCUACGAUAAACAUUGCUGCCAUCAACCCUGAAAGGACUAUUUUCUUUGAUGACAGUGCCCGAAAUGUAGCCUCAGCCAAGAAAAUUGGUUUUACUACUGCAAUAGUGGGCAAAGAAAUGCUGGUGCCUGGUGCAGAUUUUGCUGUCAACAGCAUUCAUAACAUCAGGGAAGCAUUAACUAUGUUACGUGAGCAUGGAAAAGAGGAACAGAUAGAACAAGUUCUUCCACCUAGAGGAGUUGAAACAGCAGUCCUUGCAUAAGUGUUUUGUAUGACCUUACUAAUUUUCAUCAAGUGAAAAUAGUGCUCUUGCAGUUUUUAAUCAUUUGGAAAGGAAACUUUCUGUGAUUCCUAUACCAAGGAUAAUUUAUAAGAAAGUAUUUGAUCAGUUUCUAAUUAA
Messenger RNA from Nymphaea colorata (pocket water lily), 1517 nucleotides. RefSeq lists its product as uncharacterized. NCBI's taxonomy places the organism in Eukaryota, Viridiplantae, Streptophyta, Magnoliopsida, Nymphaeales, Nymphaeaceae. The record is from RefSeq and is a predicted model, not a curated record. The coding region runs from base 522 to 1379 and encodes 285 amino acids. The transcript has 9 exons.